UCCAAGCCAGUAGGGCAUCUGCGUUGAAGGCUUGUGGUUACUUUCACACUUUGGUUGAUAAUAAAUCAAAUUCUGAAAAAAUUUUCUGCCAUUUUUAAUAAGGGAUACAUUCGUACCUUCGCAUUCCAUCAAGCAGACAUUUUCGGUGUUGUAUCACAGUUUGUUGGGGUUUAAGGUUUAUUGUAAUGUUUGGAUCAAGGAUAACUCCAGGGAAGUGAGGCUGCCAGAUGUGAUCAUGGGCGUUUUUUGUUGAAAGGCAGAGCUUGUGUUGCUUACUGUAGUGAUGGGUCAGCGGUUGAGUGAGGAUUCGGAUGAGAAAGAGAUUGAUGUUGCUGAACUGCAGGAGUGGUACAAGAAGUUUGUGGUGGAAUGCCCAAGCGGAACCCUCUUCAUGCACGAGUUCAAGAGCUUCUUUGGCGUUACUGGCAACCAGGAAGCAUCGGAUUACAUAGAAAACAUGUUCCGGGCUUUUGACAAAAAUGGGGACAACACUAUUGAUUUUCUGGAAUAUGUUGCGGCCUUGAAUCUAGUGCUGAGAGGAAAGCUUGAGCACAAACUGAAAUGGACUUUUAAAAUGUACGACAAGGAUGGGAGUGGCUGUAUCGACAAAACAGAGCUAAAGGAGAUUGUGGAGUCAAUCUACCGACUAAAGAAAGCCUGCCAUGGUGAACUUGAUGAAGAGUGUAACCUCCUGACCCCAGAUCAGGUGGUGGACAGAAUAUUUGAGCUAGUGGAUGAGAAUGGAGAUGGGGAGUUGUCUCUGGAUGAGUUCAUUGACGGGGCACGGCGAGACAAAUGGGUCAUGAAGAUGCUGCAAAUGGAUGUUAACCCCGGGGACUGGAUUAAUGAACAGCGACGCCGCAGCAGCAACUUUUGAACUCCAUAUUAACAAAACAAACCCUUAACAUACUGGAAACCUACCCCUUCAGCAAACAUUAUACACAGAUUAUACAUAGUUUCUCAAAAUGUUAGGCCUGGCAAUGAAAGUGAACCUUAAUCUAUCAGCUCCAAUCAUUUUGAUAAAGUGUAGAGAGAGAUCUCUGGCGUGGAGGGAAAUGACCUCGCUUCUGUCUCUUCCUAUCCCUCUUCUUUUCUCAUAUAUUCCCCACUGCAUCUCUCCCUUGUGUGUGUUUUGAAAACAACAUUUAUUUUAUUUAAAUGUGUAUAUUCAUGUUUUCUUUAUUCUUUCUCUCAUAUUUGUUCUUGGGAACUGUGAAAGUCUUUAAUUCUGACUUUCUGUUAUUACUGUUACGCUUCAGAUGAGGCAGUUUUGAGUUUUAUUGUCUGACACAUAUUACACAAUUAAAGGGAUAGUUGACCAAAAAAUGAAACUUCUCUCAUCAUUUACUCACACUCAUGCCAUCCGAGUUGUGUAUGACUUUCUUUCUUCUGCAGAAAACAACCAAAGAUUUUUAGAAGAAUAUUUCAGCUCUGUAGGUCCAUUCAAAGGAAGUGAAUGGGUGGCCAGAACUUUGAAGGUCCAAAUAGCACAUAAAGGCAGCAUAAAAGUAAUCCAUAUGACUCAAGUGGUUAAAUCCAUGUCUUCUGAUGCGAUAUGAUAAGUGUGGGUGAGAAACAGAUCAAUAUUUAAGUCCUUUUAUCCUUUAAAUUCUCCUCCCUGCCCAGUAGGUGGUGAUAUGCACAACGAAUGUGAAUAACAAAAAACAAAAGAAGAAGAAUGUAAAAUUGAAAGUGGAAAUUGAUAGUAAAAAAAAAAAAAAAAAAAAAAAAAAAAAAAAACAUAAAUAUUUAUCUGUUUCUCACCCACACUUAUCAUAUCGCAUCAGAAGACAUGGAUUUAACCACUGGAGUCAUAUGGAUUACUUUUAUGCUGCCUUUAUGUGCUUUUUGGAGCUUAACAGUUCUGGCCACCAUUCACUUCUUUUGUAUGGACCUACAGAGCUGAGAUAUUCUUCUAAAAUCUUUGUUUGUGCUCUGCAGAAGAAAAAAGUUAUAUGCAUCUGGGAUGGCAUGAGGGAGUGUAAAUGAUAUGAGAAAUGAGAAUUUUCAUUUUUGGGUGAAAUAUUCCUAUAAGGAAUAAUAGCAGCCAUUGAUUUCAUAUGGACAUAUCUAAUGUUUGUAAAUAUAUUAAUAUUGUAAAGACUAAGAUCUCUUUAAGGUUACAAUUCAAUCAUACAUUACAUAAACUGUGGUGUAUGAAUUAAAUUAUAUUCUUUUUCAUUUUAUACAAGGUCACAGUAAAUAAUUAAAAAAAUAUAAUAAUAAUUUACAACUGGCAUGUUCUAACAUGUUCUUUUGUCAGUGGUGGCACAUACACACCAGUAACAUUACUCAUGAAUGUCAUUAUUGAUUUGUUGAUUGGAGGUUGAUAUUGAAGAUAAGGAAGGUUUUACAAAACAUUAAUUAUAUCUAUAUCAGAUAAUUACCAAGCCUACUGAAGGAUAUUUUUUUUUUUUUUUUUUUUUUACAGUGUUAUAAUUUGAUUAACAUCAUCACUAACACCUCUAACAUUUCAAAAGGACCUUCAAAUAGGUUUUUAAGGAAACGUAAGCACAUGGACCCUUGCUGUCCUCACUGCAAAUAACUUUUAGUCUCAUGAAAGUUUUUUUUUUUUUCUUCACUGAUAUUAAAAAAUAGAAUUACAAAUUAGUAUUGCAUUUAAAACAUUCUGAGUUAUUUUUGUGUUUUACAAUAAUAAAACAAAUUAUUUUAAUGAACAUUGUGUAUUUUAAUGUACAUUUAAUAAAUAAGCUUAUAUUAUUUUCCAAA
This is a messenger RNA of Myxocyprinus asiaticus (Chinese sucker), 2730 nucleotides long. Its product is annotated as guanylyl cyclase-activating protein 2-like. Lineage: Eukaryota; Metazoa; Chordata; Actinopteri; Cypriniformes; Catostomidae. Gene Ontology annotation, biological process: visual perception. The transcript is spliced from 4 exons. The record is from RefSeq and is a predicted model, not a curated record. Gene Ontology annotation, cellular component: photoreceptor inner segment; cone photoreceptor outer segment. Gene Ontology annotation, molecular function: calcium sensitive guanylate cyclase activator activity; calcium ion binding. The coding region runs from base 284 to 877 and encodes 197 amino acids.